AUGAAGAAAGCAUUUGUAUUAAUAUUUUCCUGCUUCUUACUUUUUUUGCAUUUGCACAUUAUAAGAACGCACUAUGCAAAAAAUGAAGAAACAAAUAAGAAGGAUACUAAAUUGACAAAGAAACGUAAUGUCAAAACUUUCAAUAAAAAAUUAACAAACAAAUCCUUUCUUCAAGUACAACACACUGUAGCAACUAGAUCUGUACCACCGCCACCUUGUCUUGGAGAUGAUUGCUUCUGCCAAAAUUAUUACGAUUUAACAUUAAUUUUGGACGAAUCUGCAAGCAUAGGAUCAAAAAAUUGGAAAAACCAUGUUAUUCCAUUUACUGAUAAAAUUAUAAACGAUUUAAAAAUAAGCAAAAAUGAAGUACAUGUAGGAAUUUUGUUAUUUUCUAGUAAAAAUAGAGAUUACGUCACUUAUGGUGAUGAAUUAAGAUAUCAAAAAGAUGAGCUUCUAAAAAAAGUAGAAAAAUUAAAAAAAGAUUAUUAUUGCGGAGGAGGAACAAAAAUAUUAGGUGCAUUGAAAUAUUCUCUGGAAAAUUAUACAAAACAUAAAAAUAUUAGAUAUGAUGCACCUAAAGUAACAAUAUUAUUUACUGAUGGAAAUGAAAAUUCUGCAUCUAAUAAACAACUUUUGGAAAUGGGUUUGACAUACAGAAGAGAACGAGUAAAGUUAUUAGUUCUUGGUGUAGCUGCUGCUGAAGAUAAUAAGUUAAAAUUAAUAGCUGGGUGUGAAGAAAAUACCAAUUGUCCAUACUCCAUGAAAGCAGAAUGGGAAACUAUAAAUGACAUAACAAAGAGAUUAACUAAUAAAAUAUGUCAUACAGAAUCGGAAAUAGAACCAGAACCAGAACCAGAACCUUCCACACCAACACAUUGCCAAGGUGAUGAUUGCUUUUGUGAGGAUUAUUACGAUUUAACUUUAAUUUUAGAUGAGUCACGAAGUAUAACUCUCAACAAAUGGAAGAAAGAUGUAGUUCCAUUUGCCGAAAAAGUUUUGAAUAAUUUAAACAUCGACAAAGAUAAAAUACAUGUUGGAAUUAUGCGUUUCGCUAAUUCUAUGAAAACGGAUAUAGGUUAUGAGCAGGAAACAAGAUAUAUGAAAAACGAUUUGAUAAAACUAGUUAGAGAAUUAAAAGAUAAAUAUGGAUAUGGUAGUGCUACCCAUCUUGUCGAUGCUUUACAAUAUUCAUUAAAAACUUUUACAAGACACCCCAAUAAUAGAGUUGAUGCACCUAAGGUAACAAUAUUAUUUACAGAUGGUAAUGAAACUUCUAAAAAGGAAAAAGAUAUACGAGAUGUAGGAUUAUUAUAUAGAAAAGAAAAUGUGAAGCUAAUAGUAGUAGGGGUUAAUUUAGCUACGGAGAAAAGUUUAAAAUUAUUAGCUGGUUGUAAUGAAAAUGAAGAAUGUCUACGAGUUAUUAAAUGUGAAUGGAAUGAUUUAACAAAUAUAACUAAAAUACUUACAGAUAAGAUAUGUAAUACGGGAUCAGUAGAAUUACCAAAACCUGAAGAGAAUCCUGAACCAGUAGAAAAACCAAAUCCAGAGGAAAAUCCUAAUCCAGUCGAAAAACCAACUCCAGAAGAAAAUCCUAAUCCAGUGGAAAAACCAACUCCAGAAGAAAAUCCUAAUCCAGUCGAAAAACCAACUCCAGAAGAAAAUCCUAAUCCAGUGGAAAAACCAGAACCAGAAAAGAAUCCUUGUAUAAACAUGGAAGAUUGCUAUUGUAAAGAUUUUUAUGAUCUCACUUUAGUUUUAGAUGAAUCAGCUAGUAUAUCUGAUUUAAUAUGGAGAAACGAAGUUAUUCCAUUUGCUUUGGAAAUUAUUAAAAGAAUAAAUAUAAGUUAUAAAAAUGUGCAUAUGGGCGUUUUGCUUUUCUCUGAACACACUAGAGACAUUGUUAGAUUUUAUGACAAUGCAAGAUAUGAAAAAGGGACACUACAGACAAAAAUAAAUGAUCUAAAAAGAGAUUAUAGAAGUGGAAAGAAGACAUAUAUAAUACAAGCUCUACGAUAUGCAUUAACAUAUUAUAGCAAACUUUCAAAUAGAAAGGAAGCACCUAAAGUAACCAUGUUAUUUACAGAUGGAAAUGAUUCCUAUGAAUCAGAAAAGGGAUUAAAUGAUAUUGCAUUAUUAUAUAGAAAAGAAAAUGUGAAAUUAUUGGUAGUAGGAGUUUCUACAGCAAAUGAGAAUAAAUUGAAAAUGUUAGUUGGUUGUGAACCAAAUGUUGUUUGCCCAUUUGUUAUUAAAACGGAAUGGGGAUUAUUGAAAAGUGUAUCAGAAGUGUUUGUAAAAAAAAUAUGUGACAAUGAAGUGGUAUUGCCACCAGGAAGCCCCUCCGAAUCAACACCUGGAACUCCUUCCGAAUCAACACCCGGAACUCCUUCCGAAUCAACACCUGGAACUCCUUCCGAAUCAACACCUGGAACUCCUUCCGAAUCAACACCUUGUAGUGGAACCGAAUGUUUAUGCCACAAUACCUACGACUUAACAUUAAUUAUGGACGAAUCUGCAAGUAUUGGAUAUUCUAACUGGGAAAAGGAAGUAGUUCCAUUUACUAUAGGACUUGCAAGUAAUUUAGAAAUAAGUGAAAAGAAAGUGAAUAUGGGAAUAUUAUUAUUUUCUGAUAAAAUAAGAGAGUUCAUUAAAUAUGGACAAAAAGAAAGUUAUGAUAAAAAUAACUUAGUAAGAAGAAUACAUGAUUUGAAAAAAUAUUAUAAAUCAGGAGGAUUUUCAUAUAUAGUAGAAGCUUUGAAAUAUGGAUUAUAUUCAUAUGCAAAAAGUACAUCUACUAGAUUAAAUGUUCCUAAAGUAAAUAUUUUGCUUACCGAUGGGAAUAAUACAGAUACGUCUGAUUUUAUUUUAACUGAAGUGAGUUCCUUGUAUAAGAAAGAAAAUGUAAAGUUAUUACUGAUUGGUAUUGGAGAUCUUACUAUGCAUAAAUUAAGAUUGUUAGGUGGAUGUGAUAAAUCGGAUGGUGACUGUCCAUAUGUUGUAAAAGCAGAAUGGAAUAAUUUAAAAUAUACGUCAAAUUUAAUUAUUGAUAAAAUAUGUCAUACAGAUAAGCCAGUAGAAAAACCAGGAGAUACUUCAUCUGUAUGUAAUUCUAAGGAUGACUGUAUAUGUGAGAAUUAUUUUGACUUAACAUAUAUUGAAGUUCCAACAAUAAAUAGUACAUAUACAUGGAGAAGUGAUUUUAUGGAUUGUUCAAAAAAUAUAAUGAACAGUUUAGUUAUUGAUAAAAAUAAGGUACAUGUUUCGUUGAUAAUAUCUUUAGAAAAGAAGUCUGUUCAUCAAGGCUUUGAUGAUGUUAAUUCUUAUAAUAAAAAUGAAUUAAUAAAGACAUUAGGAAAGUUAGAGAAUUCGACUGUUUUAAACAAAACUAAUAUAUUAGAUUCGUUAGUAUAUGGUAUUCAACAAUCUUUUGGAAAAGGAAAUAGAGAAAACGCCCCAAAAGUUACUAUGUUAUUAACCAAUAGUAAUAGUGAUAUAUCUGAUGAGAAGGCAUUACAAGAUAUAUACUUAAAUUAUAAAGAGAAAUCAAUUAAGUUAUUGAUUAUAGGUAUAGGUAUAACGAAUACGGGAAAAUUAUUUAAUGCUGGAGGAUGUAAUAUGAAUGGGGAUAAUUGUCCACAUGUAUAUGCAUCUAAAAGUUUUUCAUAUAUUGGUGGUGUUGAUACAUUUUUAGAAGUAAAUAAAUGUGAUAGUAGUAGCCAUAAUAAUGGAGGUGACAAUGGGAAUGGGACAGAAGGAAAUGUAAAUCCAGAUACACCUUCAUGUAAUGAUAAUGAUGAUGAUGAUGAAUGUAAUAAUGAUGACAGUAAUAUUAUAUGUACAAAGGUUUUAGAUAUAGCUGUUGUAUUAGAUCAGUCUAGUAAUAUAUCCAAAGAUCAAUGGAAUGUAUAUAUAAAACAGUUUGUUAUAAACACAGUGAACCAAAACUAUUUGUCAAAAUAUCGAAGUCAUAUAACUAUUGUAAAAAUGGGAAAGAGUACUAAAGAAAAAUGGAGCUUAAAUAAAAAAAUUAGUUAUCAAAAGAAGAAGAUUAUUAAAAAAAUAAACAAAUUACCAAUAUCAUAUUCAAAAAAGAAGGAUAUAGCAAAGAGUUUAAAAUAUGUAAGGACAAAAGUAUUUAAAAAAAGUGAAACAAAUAGAAAAAAAUUAAUAAUAAUGUUAGUUGAAGGAAAGUCAAACAGUAAUAUGAAUGAUUUGAGAAAAGAAGUUGGAUUAUUAAAAGUAAACAAUAUUGAUUUUUUUGCAUACGCAAUAGAUAAUAUAGAUGAAAUGGAAUACAAAAUACUUGGGGAUUGUGAAGGUUCAGUAGAUAUGGGACUUAUGGGGAAUCCACCAUCAUCUCCUUCUUAUUUGCCAUGUAAAAAUAUAGUUAAGGUAUCAUGGGAUACAUUAUUAUCUUCAACAGAUAUACAUAUGAAGUAUAUUUGUAAUGGUUAUCCUGAAGAUGCCGAAUGUUCUGAAUGGGAGGAAUGGAGUCCCUGUCCUGAAACGUGUCCUACAAUUAAUAAUAAUAAUAAUAAUAAUAGUAGUGGUAGUAAUAACAGUAGUAGGAAUAACAAUAGGACGUAUUUUCCACAGCUAAGCAAAAGGGAAAGGAAAGGACCAUACACAUUAAAAGGAGAAGAAUAUAUAGGUGAGAAAUAUGGAAGUUCUUGUAUGGAAUUGAAAUCUAUCGAAUAUCGAUCAUGCCCUAUAAAUGCAGGUUGUAAUGAUAUGUGUGGAGAUUUCGGUGAAUGGAGUGAGUGUAGUGCAACGUGUGGAGAAGGUAUACGAGUAAGGAAUAGAGAUAAUUCUUUAGACAAUGAUGACAAGUGUAAAUUAUUUAAUUCAACUGAGAUGGAAGCAUGUAAUAUUCAAGAAUGUGGUGAUAAUAAUAAUGUAGAUAUAUGUGAGGAUAUUGGAGAAUGGAGUGAUUGGUCAUCUUGUUCUAAAACUUGUGGAUAUUCAACAAGAAGUAGAACGUUUACUAUUUUACCAGAAUAUAUAGGAGAAUAUCCUAAUUGCAAAAUCUUUGAAAGGAGUGAAACAGAAGUAUGUGCUUUUAUUCCUGCAUGUUCUGAUGAAAAAUGUUUUGAAUGGGAAGAAUGGAAUGAAUGGUCUUCUCCAUGUAGUCCUAGGAAAAGAGUUCAGAAAGCUCGAGUAUUAAAAAAUGAUGAUGUCAUUAUUAGUAGUGGUGAUAAUAAUAAUAAUAAUAAUAAUGCUAAAAGAGGGAUGGGGCAUAAAAAUUCUACAUUUACUUCUUAUAAUAAUAAAAAAUCUGAUAUAUGUGAAGAAGAAGUGCGACAUUAUUUAGAUAAAGUGGAAUAUGAUGAAGAAUCUACAUGUGAAAAUAAAAACCCUUGUGGUGAUUGGUCAGAUUGGUCUGAGUGUGAUAGGACAUGUAAUGUUGGUGUUCGAAUACGACAUUUUAUAUCUCACAUGUUUGAUAUGGUUGGAGAUGAAGAUGAAAAGGAAUGUUUAGAAUACUAUAAUAAAGUUGAAACGCAAGAUUGUUUGCAUUUACCACCAUGUGACGGAGGUGAAUGUAGUGAUUGGGAAACUUGGGUAGAAUGUAAAGAAGAAGAUAUGAUCGGAAACAAUUGUCAUAAACGAAAUAAAAAAAUAUUAACUCGAAAGUUAGAAUUAUUGAAAAAUAAAGAUAUAACAAGAACAAAAAAUACAUCGGAUGUUUGUAAUGACUAUACAUUGUUUAGAGAAGAAGAUUGUCCUCAAUCAAAUGAUACAUGUAUAAAUGCAUUAUGUAAUGAAUGGGAAGAAUGGGGAGAUUGUUCCAGUACAUGUGGGGAAGGAUCAUUUAAAAUAAGGAAAAGAAAAGAGCCUUUGGAAUUGAUACCUGCAUCUCAAGAUAUAAAUGGAAAUAUUGGUUUGACAUGUGCACAACAAAAUAUAAAAGUUGAAGAAAGAGAAGCCUGUAUAGUUCCAGCAUGUGAAGAUGAAUCUACCAACGGAGGAACAGUAGUAGAAGGAUCUACUCCUUCUUCUCCAUCUGACAGUAAUAAUAAUGAUGGAUCAUCGGGUGAUAAUACAGGAGAUUCAAAUGAUAAAAAAGGGAUGGGAACAGGUGAAAAAGUUUCGAUAGCUGCUGGAGUAAUAGGUUUAGUAGCCUUAGCAGCAGGAGGUUUGAUAUAUGGAUACAAUACGUUAAACGGUGGUGAGCCCCCUCAUAGUUCUAAUAUGGAAUUUGAAAAUGUGGAGAACAACAUAGGUACAGAAGAGCAAGAAAAUGAAGACUUUGAGGUAGUGGACGCGGAUGACCCUAUGUGGAACUGA
Molecule: messenger RNA, 6285 nt
Organism: Plasmodium reichenowi
Lineage: Eukaryota; Apicomplexa; Aconoidasida; Haemosporida; Plasmodiidae
Product: circumsporozoite- and TRAP-related protein
Exons: 1
Coding region: 1-6285 (2094 amino acids)
Source: RefSeq, a predicted model, not a curated record